AUGCCUCGGACCUUUGGAGGUGACGGAGUCCCACCUCUAACUGACAAAUCAGGGACUCCUAAGAUACGACUUGGCAAACAAAUGGUAAUGAGAUGGGGGGCUAUUAAUAUCAAUGGGGGCUACUCAGGGAAGAAGGUAGAGCUGGCAGAGGCUGCAAGUAAGAUGGGGCUGGACGUUUUAGCUGUUAGUGACAUUCGGGUAAGGGGUGAGAAAGAAGAGGAAGUGGGAGAAUACAAGGUCUACCUGUCAGGAGUCAAAGCAGGAAUAGCACAAUGGGGUGUAGGGCUUUACAUCAGGAAAGAAAUGGAACCCAGCGUAGUCGCAAUAAGGUAUGUAAACGAACGACUGAUGUGGAUAGAUGUGACAGUGUCUAGCAAGAAAAUUAGGAUUGUGUCAGUAUAUUCGCAUUGUGAAGGGACAGAUCAAGAUAAGAUGGAUAGUUUUUAUGAGGCACUCAGUGAUGUAGUUGUUAGAGUAAAGGACAAGGACAGUGUUCUGCUCAUGGGUGAUUUUAACGCCAGGAUUGGAAAUCGAACAGAAGGAUAUGAAAAGGUUAUGGGUAAAUUUGGAGAGGAUAUGGAGGCCAACAGGAACGGGAAACAACUCUUGGAUUUCUGUGCCAGUAUGGGCUUAGUAAUCACAAACUCCUUUUUUAAACAUAAGAACAUUCACCGGUAUACUUGGGAAGGCAGGGGAACCAGAUCUGUCAUUGACUAUAUAAUAACAGAUCAGGAAUUCAGGAAGGCUGUGAGGGACAAACGUGUAUUCAGGUGA
Schistocerca cancellata (South American locust) is the source of this 774-nucleotide messenger RNA. RefSeq names its product craniofacial development protein 2-like. The transcript has a single exon. Bases 1 to 774 code for a protein of 257 amino acids. Gene Ontology annotation, molecular function: catalytic activity. Gene Ontology annotation, biological process: chromatin remodeling. The record is from RefSeq and is a predicted model, not a curated record. NCBI's taxonomy places the organism in Eukaryota, Metazoa, Arthropoda, Insecta, Orthoptera, Acrididae. Gene Ontology annotation, cellular component: nucleus.